ACCAAGCAGACCAGGGCGAUCUUGGAUUCUCUCCACGCUUUGCUUGGCAUCACCUGCAGUCUAAUCCAUUGAUUGGAUCGCGUCGUGCUGAGCAACCAUCACAUUGCUCGAGCAGCGUCUGCCAAGUAAGCGUCGACAGCGUCACUACGUCAGCACCAUGGGCGGAGGCAGCCCCAUGCAGGCCGUGCUGGUGGCCCCGGGCGUCAAGGGCAAGAAGGUGCUCUCGUUAGACCGCGUCGGGCUCAGGGAGAAGGACGCCGUCGCCGGCCUCAUCCGCUCCAUCGUCGCCACGUCCAGCCCCGCGCAGCGGAGCGCCUUCCACGUCCUCGACCUCGCCAGGGUCGCCGACCUCUUCCGCGCCUGGCGCCGCGCGCUCCCCGACGUGCGCCCCUACUACGCCGUCAAGUGCAACCCCGAGCCGGCGCUCGUCGGCGCGCUGGCCGCGCUCGGCGCGGGCUUCGACUGCGCCAGCCGUGCCGAGAUCGAGGCCGUGCUCGCGCUCGGCGUCCGCCCACGCAGCAUCGUCUUCGCCAACCCCUGCAAGCCCGAGCCGCACCUCGAGUACGCCGCGGAGGUUGGCGUCAACCUCACCACCUACGACUCCGUGGAGGAGGUGGCCAAGGUCAAGCGAUGCCACCCCAACUGCGAGCUCCUGCUCCGCCUCAAGGGCCCCGACGGCGGCGAGGCCAAGAUCGACCUGGGCACCAAGUACGGCGCGCACGCCGACGAGGUGGUGCCGCUCCUGCGCGCCGCCCAGAGCGCGGGGCUUAACGUCGCGGGCGUCUCCUUCCACGUCGGGAGCGGCGCGUCCCGCAUGGACGUGUACCGCGAGGCCAUCGAGGCCGCGCGCGCGGCGUUCGACGCGGCCGUCGCCCUCGGCAUGCCGCCCAUGCGCAUGCUGGACAUCGGUGGCGGAUUCACGGCCGGCGCCACGUUCGACGAGGCGGCGGUCGUCAUCAACGACGCGCUCGCGCAGCACUUCAGCGACCUGCCGUGCGUGGAGGUCAUCGGCGAACCGGGGAGGUACUUCGCCGAGACCGCGUUCACGCUCGCCGCGCGCGUCAUCGGGAAGCGCACGCGCGGCGAGGUGCGCGAGUACUGGAUCGACGACGGCCUCUACGGCUCGCUCAACUGCAUCCUCAUGGACCACUACGUGCCGCGCCCGAGGCCGCUGGCCAGCCCGCGGCCCGGCGAGAAGACGCACACGUCUACCGUGUUCGGGCCGACGUGCGACUCCCUCGACACGGUGGUGAGCGGGUACCAGCUGCCGGAGAUGAGCGUGGGCGACUGGCUCAUCUUCGAUGACAUGGGCGCCUACAGCACAGCGGCCGGCUCCAAGUUCAACGGGUUUGACACGUCAGAGAUAAAGAUCUACUUGGAGUACUCCACCUGAGCAAGAACAUCGUCGACGAUGUCAGGACGGAUAUUGAAGCAGGGGCUUUAAGUUAUUACACUUUUUGUGAAAUGAAAUUGUACAUCUUUUCUCUAGAAGUUGUUGGUUCAAAUGUAAUUUAUUUUACAUUGAGGUGUUAUAUGUAAAAAACAGUAUAUUCGAUUGUCAAUU
Molecule: messenger RNA, 1564 nt
Organism: Panicum hallii
Lineage: Eukaryota; Viridiplantae; Streptophyta; Magnoliopsida; Poales; Poaceae
Product: ornithine decarboxylase-like
Exons: 2
Coding region: 158-1393 (411 amino acids)
Cellular component (GO): cytoplasm
Molecular function (GO): ornithine decarboxylase activity
Source: RefSeq, a predicted model, not a curated record